This is a messenger RNA of Penicillium odoratum, 1242 nucleotides long. RefSeq lists its product as uncharacterized. The coding region runs from base 1 to 1242 and encodes 413 amino acids. The record is from RefSeq and is a predicted model, not a curated record. The transcript has a single exon. NCBI's taxonomy places the organism in Eukaryota, Fungi, Ascomycota, Eurotiomycetes, Eurotiales, Aspergillaceae.
AUGAAGGGCACCUCAAUUUUUCAGUUCAAAUCCUGGCCCAAGAUUAAUCAGCCACUGCCUCGAACCCCCAGAGAGUCCCAGCAAUUGCUCAACGCCCUCACAUCCUCAUUUCGUCGUCAGCUGGACCACGCGUACCCGGUAUCGGACACCCAUGAGGGCGAUCGACAGCCCUUGAAUACCGAUUCCUCACUUCAUGCAACCGACCACCAUCUGCAUAUUAUUCUCGACAAUCCGCUGUUUCGAAUCGUGCCGCCCAAAGGCAUUAAUCAACAUGUCCGAGAUAUAGACGAACAGGAACGACUGGCUAAAGAACCUAUGCUCGUAUUUGAUGAAUUGGCAGCCUCAGGCUCUGUAACCCCGUUAACCAUCACCAAAUGUUUAAAAUCUCAGCUGCUGCUGGUACGAACUCCUGCUCAGAAUGGCGUCAGCGAGGCGAUGAAGACUUCCCGUGCAGCGUCUCGCGUGGUGGAAUGGUUUUGGGCUUCCGAUGGCGUUUCCCGACAGAUGCUGUUGCACUCACGAGCGGCAACCUCGUCUUUGACUAAGUUUAUGGUCGCCGAGGGUCUUCAAGAUACCAUUGUCCAGUGGAUUAGAAUGCUCCUAAGCCGCGAUUUGGGCGGGUCUAAUGGCCGAAUCACAGAGUCGGUCGCCCAGCAAAGUAUUAGCAACGUGCUUGUCGACUUUAUGGAAGCAGAACUUCGAUAUGGAGAUGGACUUGCUUCGGCAUUCAAGUAUUAUCUACGUGUCUGCCACAUGCAUUCGAUGUUACCCCAACAGAUCAAGUCCGGAAAACCGAUGCUGCUGGCAGCUGGAGCCCAUCUAAACCGGGCAGCAAUGGACGCCAAACCGCUGACCGAGAAGGUCACCCCUUACAUCUAUGACGAGUACCGAGAAGUCAUUUCUACACUGGCAUCCUCUCGAUCAUUGUUAUUUGCGAGCGUGUCCCUUUGCCAUCCGAGUCAUCCUGACCCGACUCCUUUCAUUCGCUUCGUUGAAACUCUAUCACUCCCCAAAGUCCAGGCCUGGAAUGAUUCCCGCCGAGACGCUUUCCUUCGAAUUGCCUGUGAUGCCCUCCGACUUUUGAUAGAGCAGAGGAGAAUUAGAGAUGCAACUUCUCUGGCUCGCCAUGUACAGCUGUUGCUCCCAGAUAAUACAGCAGACAAUGCCGAGGGAUCUCGCAUCCGUUCUUCCGUCAGAGAGGAAGGAGAUAUUAUGAGUCACUUGGAGCUGAGCUUGACCUGA